AUGAUAGCUUUUCACAUUGCCCUCUAUGCCAUCCUGGCCACAUCCUUGGUCUUUGCUAUCAUUGAGCUUGGCCUAUGUGCUUACGUCGCUAGCGUAUGGGGUGGCACUCGUGAGGAGCUCUACUAUGAUUCUUACGGUGACUUGGAGUACGGUGACGUGAAUAUCAGUAUACCUGGAAUUCUAGCGUUUCUCAUCUUCACUUCCUGUUGGACCAUGCUGGUCACCCCUGGCGGAGUGCUGCUGUCAUGGUUCUAUACUAGGAAGGGCGCUACCGGAAAGAUCAGCACCAUCUUGGGCGUCGUAUUUUCUGUCGUCUACUUUAUAACCAUGGUCUUUUGGCUCGCUUGCUUUGCUGAUAUCGCGUCCGACCUUGACGGGUAUACCAGCCAUAAUGACUACUUGAAUGCCGUCAUCGCCUUUGCGGUCCUCCUCUGGCUCCUCUUCCUUGCCCUCUUUAUCCUCUCAGUGUUGUCGCUCUGUGGUGUCCUGGUGUCGGACUGGGUGGGUUAUCAGUCGAUGCGCAAGCAGGGUGACAGGGCGACCGAGCCCGCCCCCGCUGCCACCGAGGUGCCGAUGAGUACAAACCCCGUUGCUUCUCCGUCAGAGUUGUCUACUCGGGAUGCUGAGACUCUGCAUGACCAGCCGAACAAUCACUCCCAUAGUGUCUCGUCGCCCUCGGCCAUGGCGAGCGUUGAGCUCAGCGCCGACACCAUUCACGAUCACCAAGCAAGUCAUGCGUGA
Penicillium odoratum is the source of this 741-nucleotide messenger RNA. RefSeq lists its product as uncharacterized. Gene Ontology annotation, cellular component: membrane. The transcript has 2 exons. NCBI's taxonomy places the organism in Eukaryota, Fungi, Ascomycota, Eurotiomycetes, Eurotiales, Aspergillaceae. The coding region runs from base 1 to 741 and encodes 246 amino acids. The record is from RefSeq and is a predicted model, not a curated record.